AGAGAAAUGUCAGUGUAACUUCCGGCGGCCAUUGUCGUUCUUUUCAUUUCACACUCCGUGCAGGCUGAACGCGUGGAUUAGAUUUUAGCUCCAUCUUCCAAAAUGAGGAUUUAUAAGGAUAUCAUUACAGGUGACGAGAUGUUCUCGGACACAUACAGAAUGAAACUGGUGGAUGAGGUGAUUUAUGAGGUGACUGGUACCCUCAUCCAGAGAAAAGCAGGAGAUAUCCAACUCGACGGAGCCAAUCCUUCCGCCGAGGAGGCUGAUGAGGGUACAGAUGAAGCUGUUGAGAGUGGCGUCGACGUGGUGCUGAAUCAUCGCUUGUGCGAAACUGGCUUCAGUGACAAGAAAUCCUACACAGCCUACCUCAAGGAUUACAUGAAGAAAUUGAUUGAAAAAUUGCAAGAGAAGAAUCCGGAUCAGGUGGAUGUCUUCAAAAAUAACAUCAACAAAGCCAUGAAGGAUAUUAUUGGGCGAUUUAAGGAGUUGCAAUUUUUCACAGGAGAAUCAAUGGACUGCGACGGAAUGGUGGCACUUAUGGAAUACCGUGAAAUUGAUGGUCAAUCAGUUCCAAUUUUGAUGUUUUUCAAACAUGGACUGGAAGAGGAGAAAUUCUAAAAGAAAAAAUUUACAGCAGAAAAAUUCAUACAGCCUCCAUUCCUCGGAGAUUUGUUUUUUUGACCGUUUUGAGAUUACACGCAAGAACCAAUAUAAUUGACAAAAGAAAAAAAAAUAAGCAAAAAAGCGCCGAGAGACAUCUAAACUAUAAAUACAUAAAAUAUGCUUUAUUUUUAAACAAUCUACAAUAAUUUAAAAAGAGAAACAAAAAUUAUCAAAACACU
This is a messenger RNA of Phlebotomus papatasi, 842 nucleotides long. It is a transcript of the gene Tctp, whose product is annotated as translationally-controlled tumor protein homolog. The transcript has 3 exons. Gene Ontology annotation, cellular component: cytoplasm. The record is from RefSeq and is a predicted model, not a curated record. Bases 103 to 618 code for a protein of 171 amino acids. Gene Ontology annotation, molecular function: calcium ion binding. Lineage: Eukaryota; Metazoa; Arthropoda; Insecta; Diptera; Psychodidae.